AUGUCAGAAUCAAAAAUAUCACUGGCAGUCAACAUGAACGACAAAUCAAGGAAAACUUUAAGAAGUUUAGCACCUGAUCCUACUCCAUUGCAGCACAAGAAAGAUUUGAGUGCGUCGCCCCAUAAUGCUCAACCAGAUUCAUCUAGUGGGGCAACUUCUUCAUAUUCUUCCGCUUCCUCGUCGUCUGCAUCCUCCGAAAGCUCGACCUAUACACAGUCGGACAUAAAAUCUGAUGGUGAUAAACUAGGCAUGUCUUCUGCUAUGAUAGAUCACAGAGUGGGCUCUAAACCGCCCGAUAUAGCCGCGUACUUGAUCAAUCGACUUCCACAAGAUCUUCUGAUAGAGAUCUUUUCAUGGCACCAGUAUCCUCAAAUAUUGCGUCUAGUCAACAGGGCAUUCCAUAGAGUAUCACAGUUCACAUCCACCAAGGCCCUAUGGCUUUUACGACAUUAUCCUUACUACAAGGUUUUGGAGAAAUCCAUGCGGUGGAUCUUCUUCGAUGUUGCCGUUGCAAAAACAAUGUUUUCCUUGAAUCCUGACAUAUUCUGCUCUCGGUUUUACGUUCGAAAGGCGAUCCUCAAGCUGGAUAAAGAAAAAUAUCGCUUCAAAUCAAGUAAAAAGGUGUUACAGCAUUUUGUUUUGCUCACAGGCAAGCAAUACUUCGGCUUAGAUCCGGAGGACGAUUCAGAAUUUCCACUACAAAAAGCAACUGGAGAUGACAGGGCUAUGACUGAAGCCAUACGAAGUCGACAAUGGACUGUUGUAGAACACAUUGGGUCAGUCAACGGCUACGGAUUUUGGGUUCAUACACCGUUUGCUCGCCAAAAUUUGAACAGCAUGUUGCUGGACGCCAGAAAUAUAGCCCAGUCUAUUGAAGUACCACAACCACCGAUGGAUUUCACUAGCAACGCACAGGAUAACUCAUUCUCGGAUUCAGCCUCACAUACUCCGACUAACGACUCGCCAGAUGCUUCCUCCUCUCAGGACAGUAAACGCAACAUAGCGCGGCACAAUGUUCGCAAAACUACCAUCUUACCUCAAAGCUUUUUGCGUGCUUUGCGAACAUGCCUAAGAACAAUGUGCUCGUCCUAUAGCCCGCACUAUUCACGCCAAACAUCACCUUACAGCGACAAGUAUCUUGUAAAGCUUGCUCUACAAACAGAGCUCAUAUCAGUAUAUGGUCUAGUCAUCGAAAAGCUUGGCCCAUAUCUUUCUACCAAGGACAAGGAAAAUAUUGUUGACAGUAUGAGCUUUGAAGGUGUGACUACAGACGAAACGUUUAUCCGAAUCAUCCGCGACUACAAGUUUCCAAUACAAUAUGGAAAAUGGAAUGAAAAACCAUUAUUUGCUCUCGCCUGGCACAAUAUGAGCCAUCGGAUACAUCUUCUUCUUGAACUUGGCUUUGAACCAUGCUACGUCCUUCCAUCAUCUGAUGAGAACAAUUUUAUGCAUGAUCUGCUAUGUGCAGAGAACACAUCUUUGGAGUUAUAUUUUAUGCUCCUGGACGCUGGUAUUCCGCUAGAGCUUUCGACAUUGAAGAAAAUCGUUCAAAGCACUGUCUUUGAGGGCAUCCUAUUGGGUUGGAUCAUCAAAAACUGGAGUCACAUUAACAGCAAAGUCGAAUGGUCUGUGUUACAAGAUCUUAUGGUGGCGUAUAGCUCGGAUAGCCCCAUACUAAUUCAGCCGUCGGCGAAGCGACCUGCCCAGCAUAGUCUAAUUGAUUGGAAGCGAAAAGAGGAAGAAGAAGGUCGCAAUCAACAGCGAGAGUUCGAGAUGGCUGUCCUCAGCGAACUUGAAGAAGGAAGAUAUAACGAAGAAAAUGGAUAUGCCGAUGAUGAAGGUGCCGGCUUUAGCAGUCCCGGCGGUGAUGAAGUCAGCAGAGAAGACGAAGAUGAAGGGGUCGAUGUGGAUGAUGACGCUGAGGCUGAAGCUGAACCAUUAUCAAGCGAUGACGAACAUGAACAAGCAGCUGAUUGGAGAAACAUGCCACUUGAAGGUCUCCAAUACAUCCGGUGA
This is a messenger RNA of Umbelopsis ramanniana AG, 2016 nucleotides long. RefSeq lists its product as uncharacterized. Lineage: Eukaryota; Fungi; Mucoromycota; Umbelopsidomycetes; Umbelopsidales; Umbelopsidaceae. Bases 1 to 2016 code for a protein of 671 amino acids. The record is from RefSeq and is a predicted model, not a curated record. The transcript has 2 exons.